AACAGUCCAAAAAAGCAAAAGGGCUGCCGCCUCCGAGGGGCUUGCUCUGUGCGAGGUGCUCGCCCUGUAUCUGCCAUGCAAAACGAGGGAGCUUUAUGAAGGAAUCCGUCUUGUAAAGCCAUUGGUCCUGGUCAUCAGCCUCUACCCAAUGCUUUCGUGAUGCUGCCGCUGAUCUAUUUGGGAAGUUGGCUGGCUGGCGAGGCAGAGCCUCUCCUCAAAGCCUGGCUCCCACGGAAAAUAUGCUCAGUGCAGACAAGUGCAUGAAUGAAAACGCCGCCGGGCGCUUCUAGUCGGGCAAAAUGCAGCCGAGAACUCCGCUCCUUCUGUGCGUUCUCCUGUCCCAGGUGCUGCUGCUAACAUCUGCAGAAGAUUUGGACUGCACGCCUGGAUUUCAGCAGAAAGUGUUCCAUAUCAAUCAGCCAGCUCAGUUCAUCGAGGACCAGGCGAUUCUAAACUUGACCUUCAGUGACUGCAAAGGAAACAACAAGCUACACUAUGAGGUCUCAAGCCCAUACUUCAAGGUGAACAAUGAUGGCAGCUUAGUUGCCCUGAAAAACAUAACUGCGGUAGGCAAGACUCUGUUCAUCCAUGCCCGGACUCCCCAUGCAGAAGACAUGGCAGAACUCAUGAUUGUCGGGGGGAAAGACAUCCAGGGCUCCUUGCAGGAUAUAUUUAAAUUUGCAAGAACUUCUCCUGUCCCAAGACAAAAGAGGUCCAUUGUGGUAUCUCCCAUUUUAAUUCCAGAGAAUCAGAGACAACCUUUCCCAAGAGAUGUUGGCAAGGUAGUCGAUAGUGACAGACCGGAAGGGUCCAAGUUCCGGCUCACUGGAAAGGGAGUGGAUCAAGAGCCUAAAGGAAUUUUCAGAAUCAAUGAGAACACGGGUAGCGUCUCCGUGACACGGACCUUGGACAGAGAAACGAUCGCUACUUAUCAACUAUUUGUGGAGACCACUGAUGUCAAUGGCAAAACUCUUGAGGGGCCAGUUCCUCUGGAAGUCAUUGUGAUUGACCAGAAUGACAACAGACCCAUCUUUCGAGAAGGCCCCUACAUUGGCCAUGUCAUGGAAGGAUCGCCAACAGGGACCACGGUGAUGCGGAUGACAGCCUUUGAUGCGGACGACCCAGCCACAGAUAAUGCCCUCCUGCGGUACAAUAUCCGACAGCAGACGCCUGACAAGCCGUCUCCAAACAUGUUCUACAUCGAUCCUGAAAAGGGGGACAUCGUCACUGUCGUGUCACCUGCCUUGCUGGACCGGGAGACUCUGGAAAAUCCCAAGUAUGAAUUGAUCAUCGAGGCUCAAGACAUGGCUGGACUGGAUGUCGGGUUAACAGGCACGGCCACAGCAACAAUUAUGAUCGAUGACAAAAACGAUCACUCACCAAAAUUCACCAGGAAAGAGUUUCAAGCCACUGUUGAGGAAGGAGUUGUGGGGGUUAUUGUCAACUUGACAGUUGAAGACAAGGACGACCCCUCCACAGGUGCAUGGAGGGCGGCCUACACCAUCAUCAACGGAAACCCGGGCCAGAGCUUCGAGAUCCACACCAACCCUCAGACCAACGAGGGGAUGCUAUCUGUGGUCAAACCCCUAGACUACGAGAUUUCUGCCUUUCACACCCUGCUAAUCAAAGUGGAAAAUGAGGACCCGCUGGUGCCCGACGUCUCCUACGGCCCUAGCUCCACGGCCACCGUUCAUAUCACUGUCCUGGAUGUCAACGAGGGUCCGGUUUUCUACCCAGACCCCAUGACGGUGACCAGGCAGGAGAACAUCUCUGUGGGCAGCGUGCUCCUGACCGUGAACGCCACGGACCCUGAUUCCCUGCAGCAUCAAACCAUCAGAUACUCUGUUUACAAGGACCCAGCAGGCUGGCUGAAUAUUAACCCCAUCAAUGGGACCGUUGACACCACAGCGGUGCUGGACCGCGAGUCGCCAUUCGUCCACAACAGCGUGUACACUGCCCUCUUCCUAGCAAUCGACAGUGGCAACCCUCCUGCUACUGGGACCGGAACGUUGCUGAUCACUCUGGAGGAUGUGAACGACAACGCCCCCUUCAUUUACCCCACAGUCGCUGAAGUCUGCGACGAUGCCAAAAACCUCAGCGUCGUGAUUUUGGGAGCAUCAGAUAAGGAUCUUCACCCCAAUACAGACCCUUUCAAAUUUGAGAUCCACAAACAGGCUGUUCCCGAUAAAGUCUGGAAGGUCUCCAAGAUCAAUAAUACGCAUGCCCUGGUAAGCCUUCUUCAAAACCUGAACAAAGCCAACUACCACCUGCCCAUCAUGGUGACAGAUUCAGGGAAACCACCCAUGACGAACAUCACAGACCUCAGGGUACAAGUGUGCUCCUGCAAGAACUCCAAAGUGGACUGCAACGCGGCGGGGGCCCUGCACUUCAGCGUGACCUCAGUCCUGCUCAUGUCCCUCUUCAGUUUGGCUUGUCUGUGAGAACUCCUGAUAUUUGAAGCUUGAUUCCCAAGUUUCCAUAGCAACAGGAAAAAGAAAAAAAAAAAAUCCAAAUCUGAAGAUUGCAGUUUACAGCUCUCAAACUUCACACCUAGGCCUCAAUUGUUUCAGAUUUUUGUUUUCUUUGCGACUUCACUGGGUCUGUACUUCACCAUUUCUCCUUUAAUUAAUGGAAUCUUCUGAAUUUCCCUGAAUGUUUAAAGAUCACAGCAUAUAACUUGACCUUCUGGGAGCAGAGACAAUGACUACUUUUUCUGAUGUGUUGCCAUGUUGCUAGUCAGCACUCCACACAUGCAGCUGUGUCUGUGGGUUCGUAUUUGUAUAUGUGUGAGUAUCUGUAUGUGUAUAUACACAGUAUUUAUAGAGAGAAACGCUACAGAAGGAGCCUAGUUUUGAUAUGUCAUUCUUCCAUGAGAGGUUACACAAAGAAAGGAUAGAAGCUAUGCCACUGUCCCCUCCAGGGCCUCGGCAUCGAGCGAAGCACUAGUACAGACCACAGAGCUGACGCUUCUCCACCAUCCUGGGCGGUCUGCGUGCCACCACCGCCUGCCAGGCAGGUCCGCAAAGAGAGCAGAGACACAAGUCCUUUCUCUUUAGUAAAGGACUGCAACCAAUUUUCACUGCCACCCCAUGCCAUGAUCCCAAGCAAAAGUGGUGAGGGGCAGAGCAGCAAAUUUUACCAUCAAAUGCUAAGAAAAGGGCUGAAAUAUUCUUUCGGGGGCAUCCCUCUGCAUCUGUAGGUGUCCUGAAUCCAGUCCCACCGGUUCUUACAAGGACGCAGAUCAUGGCAGCGAAUCUGUCUCUCCUCAGUAUCUGUACCUUUGCAGACGUCAUCGUGGAGGCCCUACCUGCGUGGGAGGAGGUUGACAGGCACAUGUGUGUACACGUAUAUGCCCACAUGUAUAGACACCCCUUUAUGCACAUACACGUUUGUUUCAUAUAUACAGGCAUAAAAUAGAGUAAAUACAGGUAGUUUUAAAAGUACCCUUUUGUGUGACUCAACUACCGUUGUUUGCAAACCUGAAAAUAAAAGAUGUUCAUUAUGUAUGAAAAGUAAUUGAUUUUUAUUCUGUGAGCAUGUCAAAGAGGAAACUCCAUGCUUGUACUAAGAUUAUCUUCUUAUUGAUAAACUGUAAAGAACCAUCCAAGCUCACACCAAAUUUUUCUAUCAGAUACAACUAGUGACAGCCUGUGGCUUUUUAUUAGAGCUGGCCACGAACUAGCGUAAGGUAAGUGUCUUAGCAUAUUUCAGUGCAGUUGCUUACUAAAGGUUUUAAUCACAUGCACAUGCGCGCGCACACCCACGCACACCCACGCUUUCUUAUGCAAUCUCUGUUUGCACCUGUGCUUUCAGUUCGCCUUCUGUAGGAAGUAGGAGUCAUAUGUUGUCUUUAUUGUAGUGAAAUUAUGCAGAUUGAGUUCCAUAUAUUGUAUUUGUUUCAAUAGUAAGUCUUUUUGGAGCAUAGAGAAUGCAGAUUUUUUUUCCAUUAAAAUAAAUGGGUAUUGGUGGUUAAAACGGCUGGACAGUA
Odobenus rosmarus divergens (Pacific walrus) is the source of this 3988-nucleotide messenger RNA. RefSeq names its product cadherin 13, H-cadherin (heart) (gene CDH13). Gene Ontology annotation, biological process: homophilic cell-cell adhesion; cell morphogenesis; sprouting angiogenesis. The coding region runs from base 300 to 2441 and encodes 713 amino acids. Gene Ontology annotation, cellular component: adherens junction; catenin complex; plasma membrane. The transcript is spliced from 14 exons. NCBI's taxonomy places the organism in Eukaryota, Metazoa, Chordata, Mammalia, Carnivora, Odobenidae. Gene Ontology annotation, molecular function: cadherin binding; calcium ion binding. The record is from RefSeq and is a predicted model, not a curated record.